UCAGAGAAGACCCUUGCCCCGACGCAGAGGGCUGGUUCGAACCGCAUCGUCGCUGGAGGGUGCAUAUACAGCGUCUCUGCGCAGGAUCACGAUGCAUCGGCGCGGUGGAAGCGGUGGAGGCGGAAUGUUAAGGGCAACAACUAGCAGCUCAAGCGCGCAAUGGGGCAGCCGCGCAAGGUUAUCGACCGUUCGUAGGUCGUAUUUCUUGGCCGGCGUUCUCAAGGACGGGUACGAUGGAGAUGGGAGUGAGUUCUGGGAUGGUUAUGGCCGUAGGGGAGCGGUGGAUAUGGGCGGAGAAGAGGAAGAGGAGGACGAGGAUCGCCUUCCUUUCUCCGAGCGCCUGGAUACACUUGCAGGUAUCGACGCCGUCGGUUCGAGGGUGGCGGGCUUCACAGGAAACGUGAAACCCGUCCCGCCGCUGACGAAACUCUGCAUAGACGCCGUCUGUCGAAGUUCCCUUUGGGAACGACAAAGAGGAACGAUCGAAUUGUUACCCGAAGAACUAGCCAAUCAGCUCUUUUACAGGCUAGCCCAAGAGGGGAAGAUCUUGGACAAACAUUUAGAGUUAUUCCAGAAGUGUGUGGGGGAGGUGGACUUGUCUUGUUGUGGUCGUCUCGAUGCUACAUGGCUUGCAUACCUCGGUGGAUUUCGAUUCCUAAGGACUCUUUCACUGUCAGGGUGCUCUCGAGUACAAGGAAGCAGCCUAUGGACAUUGUCAGCCCUUACGCGGCUGGAGAGUUUGGAUCUCUCCCACUGCCCUCGUGUUGGCGAUGAUGCCAUUCCACAUCUUCUGGCAUUGCAGAAUUUGGAUUCUUUAAGCCUUGCGGAGACUUCUGUCAGUGGCAGUGGUGCAAUGCAGCUGGCUGGUCUUCGAAACCUUGUGCGACUGGACCUUGGUGGUAUUCAUAGUGUCUCGGACUCCACAAUUUUUUCUCUUCAGGAUUUGACAGACCUCGAGGACAUGGAGUUAUGGGGCAGCAGUGUAACUGAUGCAGGAGCUGCAAUGUUGACGUCAUUUUCACUACUUCGCACUCUGAACUUGGCGUGGACGCAUGUCGAGACUGUACCACCUCUGUACAAUCUGAGAUCACUGAAUCUAUCGGAGUGUAAGCUCCAUUCUGUAUUUGCAGGCUGGGAGCCUGAACUCGCUCGAGAGAGCCUUGACUCCCUGUACAAAGGGGAUGGAUAUGGUCGUGCCAUUGAGUCUGGGAUCCAUCGAGCUGGGAAUGCAUAUGCGGCCAGGGCCGGUGAAAUGCAGUUCUACUCCAGACAGUCUCGCCCACGAAUUGCACCACUCCGCAUACUUCAUCUUGCAGGUGCGACUUUUCUGCGGAAAGAAUCCAUCGUCCUUGGCAGUCCAGGCCUGGCAGACGUGGAGGAACUCUCAAUCACCCGGACAGAGAUGUCUUUGGAUUUCCUGGCAGGCCUGAGGAACCUUGUACACGUCGAUAUGACGCAGGCUCGAGACAGGACGGGGAAAGCAUUUGACAUGAUGGCACUUGCGGCAAAAAAUAUGGUAGAGCUAAACCUGAGCGGUUUUCGGAACAAUUCUAUUACCCUACACGCCCUUGCUGGGCACGUUCCUUGUCUGGAACGCAUCUCUCUCAGCAACAGCCCGGCAGAUUGGAGCGUGUUUAUGUACUUGCAGUACAUGCCUAACUUGCGUAUUGUUGAUUUGAGCAAUACAAAUCUUUAUGACCACACUGCAUCUGGUUCAAUUGAGCUGCUUGAGAAUCUACACUUUCUUCACACUCUGAUUCUUUGGGGUGCCAAACUCCAUGAUUACCAGUUUUCGAAGAUUCGAGUUCUAAGAGGAUUGCGACGCCUCGAGGUCACGCUUCCAGGUGAUGAGCUUCUUCCAGCUCUGUCAAAUCUGUCCAGGUUGACCCAUCUCGGCCUGUUCUUCUCGGCAGUGACAAUUGCUGGUCUGGAGGUGUUGACCGCUCAACGAGAAUUACAAGAACUGGAUGUCACAGGUUGCCAGCGUCUGCAGAAACAAGAUUUGGUGAAGUUCUCACGGAAGAUGCCUGGGCUGGUGGUUAGAGCACGAGAGACCCACAUGAACAACCUUACUGGAAAUGAUGGGCCCAUAGGGGUCUUAAGAUGGGAGAGAUGGCAAGAGUUGGAGAAGAGGAGGAUGAGAAGGGCAUCUCUGGGUGGAGAGUCUCCCACGACAGAGGAGAUUACAAGAGGGUGGAUGGGCAGCAAUGGGAGGAGGUCCAAGGGAGGCUUGUGUCACUCCUUGGCUGACGUUUUGGGUAAUCCACUGUAUGGCUGGUGUCUCAGAAACGGAGAGUUUCUCACUGCUGAUGAUCGGAUGGUCAGUUUGGACAUGAAGGCUGAUGUGCAAGUGAAGGGCGGUGAUGCAACUUCAAGUGCUUCACGGUAUCACGGAGCAGAUGAGAGGAUUUGCUACUCUCAGAAGUUCUUGCUGGAGCUGAGGAAUGCACCACUUUCAAAUCGUCCGCUGUCAGCACUCGGUGUUGCACAGAUACCCAACAUAACUGUGGGUUCUGUACCCUCGAAGAAUCCUGCUGGUGUGAUCAGAACAGGUUCUCUCUCCCCCCCCCGAUCUUCCAGUCACCCUUGCGCACUUCCUGGGCUUGAUGCACCUUGUGCCCCCGGCUCCUUUGCACCCUUUCCUGCCUCGAGUUCUAUAUCUAUACCUUCUCAUCACUCUGGUCAUUCCAAUCAGCCUUACUACCCCAGUUCUUACCAGUCCUCUGCUCUCCUGUCUUUGACUCCUCCAGCAAGAAGCCCGCCAAUUCUGGGUCACAUUUCGCCAGCUGCUAUGCCGUCUGCUUCCCCCAUGCCCAGGUAUGUUUUCCCAACUACAAUUCCUGUGCCCACUGGGUCUGUUCCGCUCGGGUCUUCUGGCGGGGCUGCCCAUCUCCCGCCCUGGUGCACACAGGCUCGGAAGUGACUUACACCAGGUGUGGAACUGGUGCCGAACCAUCAUCUGUUUAGACUUCAAUCAAUACCUGACAGCUUGUGUGUCAGCAUUCAUCGGCUGAGGGAGCAAUCAUACUUCCCGGGUUCUGUAUCGGCCUCGAAUGAAACAGAAGCCCUCUUCAUGCAAAGUGGUGCCUCCUCUCUUCCUGAUUGUGUGUCAGCAUUCAUCGGCUGAGGGAGCAAUCAUUCUUCCUGAUUGUGUGUCAGCAUUCAUCGGCUGAGGGAGCAAACAUUCUUCCUGAUUGUGUGUCAGCAUUCAUCGGCUGAGGGAGCAAACAUACUUCCCGGGUUCUGUAUCGGCCUCAAAUGAAACAGCAGUCCUCUUCAUGCAAAGUGGUGCCACCUCUCUUCCUGAUUAGGGAGGUUCAUGGCAAUGAACCCAAGUGCCUGUGCCAGCAGGUCAGGGAUGUUAUGACAUCAGGUGCUCGGUGGGCAUAGUGCGGCUUCCAGAACCAUUCUGAGAGCAAUCCAGAGUUUGGUGGAGAUGAGGUGGGGCAGAAGUUUGUGAAAGAUUUGUAGCUAGGUAUUGAGAGGGGAGCAAUCUGAACGCCUUCCGGGAGUGGGAAUGGGGAUUUGCGAACUGCCUCAGGUAGGUAGAUGAUGCAUUUGGAUAGUAACUCAGCACUGUCAGCAGUCAGGUGUGAGAAAAGCGAUAAUGUGCCAUGAUCUUCCUCUAAGUUGGAUUACAGGACUUUUUCAGAGUCUGCGUUGUGGAAGACAAUACUCCUUGACACUUGAUGGAUUACAGGACUUUUUCAGAGUCUGCGUUGUGGAAGACAAUACUCCUUGACACUUGAUGCAUGGACCGUAAAUGGAGAAGUCAAGUUUUUUGGAGGAUCAGCCGAGUUUUCAGAGUCACACACACAACAAACACAAAAGGGAACUGCGUGCUGAAAACAUCACUGCGGGGUUCCCAUGCUGUCCCACAAGUGAUGAGUGACAUCUGCAGGUGCUUUCUGCUGCUUCUGCUGCUGCUGCUGAAGCAUGAGGUGUACUGCCAAGCGGUUGUCAGGGUUUUUGUGCAGAACUGGAUUGUCAUCUUAAAGUGCCCUUUCUUUUCUCUAAGAGCGGAUGUCAGUGCUGAGUUUCUCUCAAGAGAAGUCUUUGCAGCGUCAGAUGAGGGUAGGGGAGGGGGAUGAAGAAGGUUGGCGUUGUAGUUCGCUUGGUGCAGUGGCCAGGGCUGAAGUGCACUGAGGUGGCAUAAGCUCUGGUGAAGUCUCGGCGAGUUGCAUCAAAUGGCAGGUGGGCAUCAUUUAUCCAUGCAUCUUGUUGGGUUACAGUUUGCUUCUCUCUAUAUAUAGAUCUGGUCAAAUGACAGCUUCUUUGCCAGUGUUGCUUUCAUCAAAUAAACUUUCAGCGGUCACAGUCGUGAUCGCAAUGUUGCGUCUCCUGAACGAUUCUGAGAGACCCCUCCUUGUGCUGUGUUGCCCAGCUCCAUCUUUUCUUUGUGCCUUGUACAUCAGUUGGUUUUCAGGUUGGGGCACUUACCAUCCCAACUACGGAUUGGGCCUCCCUUUUCACCACGAUUGGUCUGGUUGCUUCACGGAGAGGCAACGGCAUUUGCCCAUGUCUGCUGCUACUCCCUCUGGAUGACUUCAUGUAUCCCUUGACACAAGUUGGCAGUGCUUUGGGAAUAACGAGUCUCUUAUGUGCUGUUCCGUGCCCAGGCCUUUACAAUCAAUGUCGUAUGCUUCAAAUCUUGCAUCUCUGUGUCUCUUUACUUCUAGCUUACGUCUUGACAUACGUUUCCUUCUGUUUUGCUCCCUGAUAAGAUGUGCCUGCGGACUCGGUGCACAGAAGGACACGAUCUACAGUGCGAGCUCA
Chara braunii is the source of this 4776-nucleotide messenger RNA. The record is from the annotation of a GenBank genome assembly. NCBI's taxonomy places the organism in Eukaryota, Viridiplantae, Streptophyta, Charophyceae, Charales, Characeae.